This is a messenger RNA of Myotis daubentonii (Daubenton's bat), 282 nucleotides long. RefSeq names its product spermatid nuclear transition protein 3. The record is from RefSeq and is a predicted model, not a curated record. NCBI's taxonomy places the organism in Eukaryota, Metazoa, Chordata, Mammalia, Chiroptera, Vespertilionidae.
AUGGCUAAGGUUACCAGGAAACCAGACAAACGUAGAAAAGUUAUGGAACAAGCAACUCCAAGCACAAAAAAAACAACCACAAAACGGAGAAAGAAGAAGAAGAACCCCUAUCAACCCAGGUCCAGAUAUGGUGGCAAGGUGAAGAAGAUACAAAGGAGAAUAAAAAGACUGCUUCAUGGGCGUUCAAGAAAAACAUCCUCUUGCACUAGUACAGAAAUUCCAAGGAAGGUGAAGAGAGUGAAAAGGGCCAAGAAGUUUCGGCCAUUAACAAAGAGUGAGUAG